UCAAGGCCAGCUAGGCAGAUUAGAGGUACGCGUUGUGGCGUUGUUCUGAUGUCGUUAAGCGUGGCUCAUAGCAAAGUGGACAUCUGCGAGAUCGUUGUUGCAGAAAUUUUCAAUUGGACAUUGUUAACAUCUUUCUGUUGCGUGCCCAAGGCAGUUCUUCGCGCACAAGGCGAGUGACAGUCUUUAGGCUACGAGUAGCAACACUCGCUGGGAACGUGACCCACUUGGAAGGUUCCAGGUGGCUAUGUAGGUGCCAUCCGCUAACAUGAGCACUGCAAGUACCGAUGGCCCCUGCGAACGGCGCUACUGUUGGGUGUGUUUCGCAUCGGAAGACGAAGAGCGCGACGCAGCUUGGGUGCAGCCGUGUAAAUGCCGCGGAACUACGAAAUGGGUGCACCAGGCCUGCCUGCAGCGCUGGAUCGACGAGAAGCAGGGGGGUAACAGUGCGGCAAAAGUGGCGUGCCCGCAGUGCAGCAGCGAAUACGUGGUGGUGCUGCCCAGUCUUGGGGGCCCCGUGUACCUGCUGGACUUGGUGGAUCGGAGCGUGUACCGCGCGUGCCCGUUUGUGGCGGCGGGACUGCUCAUGGGAUCGGUGUACUGGACGGCCGUCACGUACGGCGCCGUGACAGUGAUGCAGGUGCUGGGCCAUAAGCAAGGCCUUAGUGUCAUGGAGCAAGCCGACCCGCUUUUCCUGCUUGUCGGCCUGCCAAGCAUCCCCGUAGUACUGGUGCUGGCGCGCAUGGUGCGCUGGGAGGACUACCUGCUGCGACUGUGGUGGCGGCGAUCAGCGCCGCUGGCCAAGCGGCUGCUGCUUGUUGUGCCGCCGCAGGAUCCGUUGUCGGCCACGAGGCUGCUGUGCGGCGCCUUGCUGCUGCCCACCGUUGCGAGCCUGGUUGGCCGUCUCUUCUUCGGCCGGCUGGCGCCGUCGCAGCGUAGCCUGCUGGGCGGCUUGGCCUUUGUCGCCCUCAAGGGUGCCGCAAAGAUUUACCUCAAGCGGCACCAGUAUCUACGCCAGUGCCGCCGCCGUGUGCUUAACUACGAGCAGCAACAGACGCCGCCACCAUAGGUCUGCGCGAAAACAUGGAUGCAGGGAUUCAUAGCUUUGUGUAUUUUAAAGAUGCAGCCACUUGGGUAGCGGUCGGCUUGCUUCUCAUUUUUGACACCAUCGACCAUCGAGGAAACCUUCAUUUGUGCCCUGCCAAAGGGCAUUCACUGGCAUAUUUCAGUCGACUUGGUGUUUUUUUGGGGAUGGUAACCGUUGUGCAUACAUGACAAGAACAGCCACUUCUGUGUGCUACAAAAAUAGCAAGAAAGUUGCGCUCUGGUUAAGCAGGACUCAGAAUCAAGAUUUUUUAUAGAACCAAGAGAAACAAAAGCCAUGGAAUGGUUCCGAUAACAUGAAUUUAACCUGUGGAUGUUUCAAAUAAAAUACGAAAUAUGCA
This is a messenger RNA of Dermacentor andersoni, 1442 nucleotides long. Its product is annotated as E3 ubiquitin-protein ligase MARCHF5. Lineage: Eukaryota; Metazoa; Arthropoda; Arachnida; Ixodida; Ixodidae. Gene Ontology annotation, molecular function: zinc ion binding. The record is from RefSeq and is a predicted model, not a curated record.